Molecule: messenger RNA, 6111 nt
Organism: Chroicocephalus ridibundus (black-headed gull)
Lineage: Eukaryota; Metazoa; Chordata; Aves; Charadriiformes; Laridae
Product: WD and tetratricopeptide repeats protein 1
Exons: 21
Coding region: 365-2848 (827 amino acids)
Biological process (GO): negative regulation of fatty acid biosynthetic process
Cellular component (GO): cytoplasm; Cul4-RING E3 ubiquitin ligase complex
Molecular function (GO): protein binding
Source: RefSeq, a predicted model, not a curated record
GGUGGCGCAGUUGGCGUGGCGCAUGCGCAGAGGCUGCGCGGGGCGAGCGGCGGCGGGGGGUGCUGCUGAGCCCCGGACAGCUGGAGGGGGUAAACAGGGGAGGGGGCGGGGGGGCACGGCCGGGGCCUAGGCCGGGCCGCGCCUGAGGGCCCUGCCCGCGGCCCGGGGACGGUGCUUGCCGCCUGCGAAGGCCUUUUGGUUCUUCAGCGCCCCCCCCCUCUCCUCGGUACCGUUCUUCUUGGUCCGCUCUCCCUCCCCACCUCGCAUGGAUGGAGCCUCGCAACUUCCAGCGCCCGCUGCGUCCGCACCCGGGAGGCCUGACAGGUAAUUAAAUGCCCUUGGUGUGGAUCUUUGCUCUGUUGGCAUGCUUGGAUGCACAGCAGCUCUUCCAAUAGCUUCUUUUCGUCUGCCCCAUUGCAAGAAGAUGGCAAAAGCAAACAUUACCAGAGACAUCAUCCACAGACAGAUCAAGGAGAGGGGUGCGCUGGGCUUCGAACGACACUAUCACGUCACCGAUCCAUUCAUUCGACGCCUGGGCCUAGAAGCAGAAUUGCAGGGUCACUCUGGGUGUGUCAACUGUCUCGAAUGGAAUGAAAAAGGAGACUUGUUGGCCUCUGGCUCUGAUGACCAGCAUACCAUUGUCUGGGAUCCUCUGCACCACAAGAAACUCCUUUCGAUGCACACAGGACAUACUGCAAACAUCUUCUCUGUCAAGUUCUUGCCGCAUUCAGGGGAUCGGAUCCUCAUCACGGGAGCUGCAGAUUCCAAGGUGCAUGUCCAUGACUUGACUGUCAAGGAGACCAUCCACAUGUUUGGAGAUCACACCAACAGAGUUAAGCGGAUUGCCACAGCUCCCAUGUGGCCUAACACCUUCUGGAGUGCAGCAGAAGACGGGCUAAUCAGACAGUACGAUCUGCGAGAGAACAGCAAACGUUCCGAAGUCCUCAUAGACCUGACAGAGUACUGCGGGCAGCUGGUGGAGGCCAAAUGCCUGACGGUCAACCCCCAAGAUAACAACUACUUAGCAGUAGGGGCAAGCGGACCCUUUGUGCGGCUCUACGACAUACGCAUGAUCCACAACCACAGAAAAAGCAUGAAGCAGAGUCCUUCAGCUGGAGUACACACGUUCUGCGACCGGCAGAAACCCCUCCCGGACGGUGCGGCACAGUACUACGUGGCAGGGCACCUCCCGGUGAAGCUUCCAGACUACAACAAUCGGCUGAGAGUUCUGGUGGCCACGUACGUCACCUUCAGUCCUGAUGGCACUGAGCUCUUAGUCAACAUGGGAGGGGAGCAGGUCUAUUUGUUUGAUCUAACAUACAAACAGCGACCAUACACUUUUCUUCUCCCAAAGAAGUGCCAUACUUCAGGGGAAGUGCAGAAUGGAAAAACCUCUACCAAUGGAGUGUCGAAUGGCAUCCAUCUCCACAGCAAUGGCUUCCGCUUGUCUGAAGGAAGAGCACAUGUGAGUCCCCAAGUGGAGUUACCUCCAUAUCUGGAGAGAAUCAAGCAGCAAGCCAACGAGGCCUUUGCUUGCCAGCUGUGGACUCAAGCCAUCCAGCUAUACAGCAAAGCAGUCCAGAAAGCCCCCAACAAUGCCAUGCUGUAUGGAAACAGAGCUGCUGCCUACAUGAAGCGCAAGUGGGAUGGGGACCAUUAUGAUGCUUUAAGAGACUGCUUGAAGGCCAUAUCCUUGAAUCCAUGCCACCUGAAGGCCCAUUUCCGUCUUGCCCGCUGUCUCUUUGAACUCAAGUACGUGGCAGAAGCACUGGAGUGUCUGGAUGACUUUAAAGGGAAGUUCCCAGAACAAGCACAUAGCAGUGCCUGCGAUGCACUAGACAGGGACAUCAAUGCCGCCCUCUUCUCCAAGAGCGAUAACGCUGAAGACAAGAAAGGAGGUGGCCCCAUCCGACUGCGAGCCACAGGCCGCAAGGAUUCCAUCUCAGAGGAUGAGAUGGUGCUGAGGGAGCGCAGCUACGACUACAAAUUCCGAUAUUGUGGCCACUGUAACACUACCACAGACAUCAAAGAGGCCAAUUUCUUUGGCAGCAAUGCACAGUACAUAGUCAGUGGGUCUGAUGACGGCUCCUUCUUCAUCUGGGAGAAAGAAACCACCAACCUUGUUAGAGUGCUGCAGGGAGAUGAGUCGAUCGUGAAUUGUCUCCAGCCUCAUCCCAGUUACUGCUUCCUGGCCACCAGCGGCAUUGACCCAGUUGUACGACUGUGGAACCCUAGGCCAGAGAGUGAAACCCUCAAUGGCCGCGUGGUAGUAGACAUGGAAGGUGCUUCCCAAGCCAACCAGAGACGAAUGAAUGCAGACCCGCUGGAGGUGAUGUUGCUGAACAUGGGGUACCGGAUUACAGGACUGACCAGUGGUGGGGCUGGAGGCUCAGAUGAUGAAGACAGCUCAGAGGGAUGGCUCUUCCCCAUUAUUGGCCACAUGGGAAUCUGCACGUCGACUGGAGUCAUUCGGGACUUCGCGGGGCCGUACUUUGUCUCAGAAGACAACAUGGCAUUUGGGAAGCCAGUGAAGUACUGGAAAUUGGAUCCCAGCAAAGUAUACUCCACCAGUCCCAACGCGUGGGACACGGCCGUACACGAUGCCUCGGAGGAGUACAAGCACCGCAUGCACAACCUUUGCUGUGAUAACUGCCAUUCUCAUGUGGCUCUGGCCUUAAACCUGAUGAGAUACGAUAACAGCACCUCCUGGAACAUGGUGAAACUCUGCUUCUUCUCACUCCUGUAUGGGAAAUAUGUAAGCAUAGGGGGAUUUGUGAAGACCUGGCUUCCCUUUAUCCUCUUCUUGGGGGUGAUCGUGACCAUUGUUCUGACGCUUCAUUUGCGGUGAUGGCAGCUGUGAACUCCCCAUUCCAUGGGCACACGAAGGAAGAAACUGUGACUGAUCCAUCGAGACGGAGGCGUGGGACUCUGGGAGGCGUUUUCUGGGGAAGGUGGCAACUCCGCUCCAUUGUAACAGCUCAUCUUUGUUUCCUGGAACUGGCUUCUUUUCCUUCUGUUUUUGUUCUGUCGAUGGUGUCUCCCAGUGUCAGGGCUCCGGAAGCCUCCUGCUCUCUCCCUGAAUGUGCUCCCUUUCUGCAAUUGGGUAGGUAGAAACGCAAUCAGGAAAGGAGAGGUGUGGGCACCUUCGCUUUCGUUGCGAAGUAAAGCCGCAAGGCAAACCCUGCCCGCUGGUUCAGGAGCACAAGCAGAUACACCUUGUAAGGUUCUCUCUGAUCACCCGGUUUCUUCCUCUUGGCAGACUUCAUCAGGUGCUUCCUCAGAUUUCCUGAGCCUGCAGGAAGGAGUUGUUGUUUCCCUGUUGCACGACUCUCCUGUAGCACGGGUUUCAAAGCGGAGGUGCGGGGUUCCUCCUGGGGAUGCGGAGUGCCGCAGCACUCACUGAUGGUUCCCCCCCAGUAGUGACAGAAAGGUGUUGACGGCAGGACACUCCUCUGAGGAGACACGCAGAGGAACGCUCUGUAGCAGGGCAAAUUCAUCUGGUCCUGCUGGUGAGCCCAGAAAGGCAGGAAAGUUGAUCGACUGGCUUGGGUACGGCUCUUCAAUAGCCUCUUGCAGAGUUGGGAGUCUGCUGCUCAGUCCCUUUUAGCUUGUGCCAGAAAAAAUACAGCUUCCCUGCUCCUGCCUGUGCUCUGAAUAUCUAAAAUUGUCGUCGCACAUCUCACAAGCCACUUACUUUCCUUUGAUCCCCAGUACGUUGUGUGUCGUGGCAUAUCUGAGCCUGCGGAGGUGGCAGCAGCGGCAGGUGCAGGUUUCUGGGGCAGAAAGCUUAGCGUAGAGUUGUGAAAACAUCCGUGAGAGCAGCACCUGAGACCUGAGCUUAGUGGGGCCAUCAGAGAUUAAAAGAAAAAGUGAUGGGGCUGGAGAGCAUCCAUAUUCUGGUUGGGCUUUGCAGCAGCAAACUGGGGCACCGGUUUUCUUGCGGCUGGUUCCAGGAUGGUGGAGGAGAAGGUCUGUUUACUUCUUUGGCGUGCUUUGAAGAGCACACCUGGGGUAAAAGUGCUUUGCAGGACUGGCUUUGAUGUGAGAAAUGCCGGUCUGGCAGCGUCGGCGGGCUGGUGGGCCCUUUUGAGCCCCGGAUCGGGCAGGAGGGGUAGCAGGGGGGGUAGGUUGUUCUUGAGCGCUAGGCAGGAAGUGAAUUUGGAUGUGACCCAGAGCCUCUUCCAGGACGAGAAGUCCCGGUCUGUGUCUGCUGAGGCUCUGGCCUGCAGAUGCUGCUUUCUGUGGGGCUCUGAGCCAGGUGGCUUUUUAAAAAAAAAAAACUUGUGGCCGAAGGGUUAUGUGCAGUUGAGCAGAUCCCCCCUGACUGCAGGGGAAGGAGAAUAGCUUUUCCACUCACGCUUUGAAAGGCCAGCUCUUCACUUCCGUAUGGAUUUCCACCUCAAGGAGUGCUCGUGGCUAGCAAGAAAGCUCUUCUCCGCUACCUGCCAUCCCUGCGGCUUCCUCUGGCUGGGAAGCCCCUUCAGCGUCACCACUGGCUCUCAGAUGUGUCCCUGUGCGCCUUCCCGUCCGCUUCCGUCUCUCCAACUCCUCUAGCCAUAUGGGAGGCUUGGGGGCUCCUCUUGGGCCUCUUGAUUUCUGCAUUUCCUCUUUUUCCUCAGUCACUUUUAAAUAGCCCCUUAAAGCUCUCCCUUCUCCCUAGCAUCCCAUUGUCUCUCUGUCCCCUGGUGCUGGCCUUUCUGGGGUGGGUGGAGGUGUGCAGACCUCGGCGCCCUUCCCCGUCUGCCUGGAACUGAAAUAGUCGUUGGUGUCUGCUCUGUACAGUCGUUUCAAGCCUGCGUGGAGAGCGGGCUGGAGGGUGCCGGGCCUGGGGCUGGUUAGAAAGCCAAGAUCUUGAUCAAAGAGAACCUUACGAUGAAAGGACGGUGUCUUACCGAGCUACCCUGUGUUGCUGUGCUCUCCACCCGCCGCGCCUGCCGGCUAACGCGCCCCAGGAGCAGCCAGUUGAACAGGAGAGAUUAGUCCUUUGCCUCUGUUUUUAAUUUGAGUGUGAUUUCGCAGAGUGACUAGCCAAGGAUGCGCUCAGAGUCCCUGGCCCCAGGGCCGAAGCCAACCUGUCUUACGCAGUAGCAAUAAUCUAGAGACUCUUAGGCCUGUCUCACACGUUGAUUCAGUGUGUUAUCGAUAAGCUAUACAAGCGUUGCCAAAGCUGAGACUUUGAGUUGUCAGGGGAGGCCGGGAGCGGAGCUGCUGGCCACAGUUCCCGCUCCUGGGACUCCUGAAAACGUGUCGAGUGCCAUUCCCCACCGUGAAAAUCCUUGUUGUUUGCUCCUGAUGCUUUUUACCCGAUCUGGGUUUGAAAUGGAGACCUGUGGCGAGCAGCAAAUGGGCCUUGUGCUCGGUUGGCGUGCUGGCCGCCGGGGAAGGGCGGCAGCGCUUCGCCCAAGUCCUGGUUGAACGGCCCACCUGCUUCCACCGGCAGCGAUGGAGGAUGGCUCCGGGCGUCUGAAGGAAACGCAGCUAAUGGGAGAGCCAGGCCCAAAGCUGAGGUACUGCGGAGCCAGCCCGUGCAUCUGUGCCGGACACGCAAAGCCGUGCUCGCGCAGUGAAGGAUGGUGCCCGCGGAGGUCGGAUGCUGGGAGAGGCGGGUGGGCUGCUUGGAUUUAUGGUCUUCCUACGCUGCGGUAGUGUCAGCCCAGCGCUGCGGGAGUGCGGAGGGACCCCGGUGCGGCUUGCCAGCGGCGCUGCAGCCACCAGCGGCGGUCGUGUGGGGAGUGGGCUGCUUCCUCUUGGCGUGGGAGGUGGCAGAAAGGGAGGAGGGGGGGGAUUAAGGAAUGUCCUCUCCUUGCAGCUUCCUUCAUCUCACCGCCGGCUUCUUCGCAGUGCCCCUUUCGACUAGCCACAUUAAAGGCUGACUGUGUCCUUCACCUUCCAGAUGCCCGUGUUAUGCUCCGCUCCUUUCCCCUUUGCACGUGCUUGUGCUGCAGAGCUCCGUGGCUUUGCCGUUGCUCUCCGGCGAGGGCGAGCCCUCCGUACCCUCAUCCUUUGUUCUCUUGAUCUCUGUGGGGCGCUGGAUUACUCUGUAAAUAUUUAAACUCUGCUUCUGUGGUUUCAGAAUCCUGACGGUAGGGGAAAUAAACUUAUUUCUCUGGA